Messenger RNA from Sesamum indicum (sesame), 2184 nucleotides. RefSeq names its product hydroxyproline-rich glycoprotein family protein. The record is from RefSeq and is a predicted model, not a curated record. Lineage: Eukaryota; Viridiplantae; Streptophyta; Magnoliopsida; Lamiales; Pedaliaceae. Gene Ontology annotation, biological process: nucleocytoplasmic transport. Gene Ontology annotation, molecular function: structural constituent of nuclear pore. Gene Ontology annotation, cellular component: nuclear pore.
AGCAUUUUCAAUUAAGUUCCUAAAUUUUAACUUUUUUACUUCUAAUUCCCCCAUACGAUAGAUGGCGCCUUUUUCUCUUCUCUCUCUCAUUUUAGGGUUUUGAACUUUGAAGUUGGAAAGAAAGGGUUUUUCUUUUUCCAAACCUGAAUUCUGCAUCCUGAAUUUCGUCCCAGCACUCUUUAUUUGAUGAAAAUCUUAGGAAAAGCUUCAACAUUCAGAUUUCGAGCUUAGAAAUCGUGAAUAAUCUCCGACAAUGUCAUUCUCGUUCACUCCACAGCAGCAGCCACAGCAAUCCCUAUUUCAGUCUCCGUUCCAACAGUCCACUGGAUUCCAACCCCAACAGCAGCAGCAGCAGCAACAACAACAACAACAGCAACAGCUCACUCAGCCGCAGCCGCAGCCGCAGCUUUAUCUUUUUACAAACGAUAAGACUCCCGCUACUUAUAGUACCAAAUGGGCUGACCUCCAUCCUGAUUCGCAAAAAGUCCUACUUCAAAUUGAGGAGAGAAUAUUGGAGUAUAGAGACGAGAGCCAGCGAUUGGAUCAAUGCAGCAGGCUUUAUGACUCGUCAGUUUCUAGUAAUGGAUUCGAGCUUGAUGCCAGCUAUAUUGUUCAGGAACUGGGUGGAAUUAGUAUAGCUAUGGAAAGACAGAAGGCAACUUUACAAGAGCUAAUGACUGUUGUGAAAGAUAUGCUGCGAAAUACAGAAGUCGCUGUCCGGUCUUUUAUGAUAUUACGACCCAGGUUUCUGCACCAAAAUAAAACUGGUGCAGCAAGCACCACUGCACCUUCCCAGCCUUCAGGAGCAACUACUACUCAAACAUCCGGUAGUCAACCUGAUGCAAACUCUAUGGUGCCAAUAAUUGAUUUCUACAGCGGACUACCGAAGAAGCCAUCUCCCUUUCUGCACCAAACUGUUGCUAGAUUUGAGAAGUAUCUCUCUGAGUGUCGUCAGUGGAUUGAAGAGUUGGAGCAGUUGCUGCUUUUAGACUCUGAAAGGAACUCUUCCAAUCCAAGUUCUUCUCUGUUGCAAUCUCUGCCUAAGGUCAUGGCAAAUGUACAUGACUUUUUUGUGCAUGUUGCAGCAAAGGUGGAAAGCAUUCAUCAGUACCUUGAAUCCAUGAAGACAGCAUAUCUUGCUGAUCAACGCCAUCGAGGGGAUGGAAAUGAUCCGUUUCUUGAGGCUGAUCGGCGGGAAACAGCUAAACAGGAGGCUGCGGCUCGACGGGUUCACCCAACUUUACAUUUACCUGCAGCUUCGCUGUCAACAGGUCAAGGUACUGGACCCUUUGCCAUCUCAGCAGCACCUGGAACAUCAACAGCAGCAAGUACACCUGCCAUUGUAUCAGCCUCAAGUGGAAGUGGAUCCUCACUCUUUUCUACUCCUGCUGCUGCCUCAUCAACUCCUUCUCUGUUCUCUACGCCCACUGCUGCUGCUCCACUAACAUCAUUGUUAGGAACUGCUGCUACUCAUCAGUCAUCACCUUUUAGUUCAUUGUCUGCCUCAACAUCUGCUUUUGGCAUUUCCACUCCCUUGUUUAGUCCAACCCCUGCUUCUGGAGUUUCCACCUUUUCAACACCUUUUGGUACAGGAGCUGCAACAGGAUCAGGAGCAAGCUUCGGGACUGUCUCAAAGGCAAGGGCAAAAAGUCGCACUGGACGUCGUUAGUCAGUGAAAAAGAAUCAUUACUUUCACUAUCCGGCCUGUCUCUUCGAUCCAAAUGGAGCAUAAUUUUAUGCAUGAUUUGCUGAAAUGUAAGAUGAACUUAAAAUCUUGCAAUGGCCGCAAGUGAUAGCCAUUUGGGGACUUCUUGCACCCGUGAUUUCUGAAUGCUGUUGCUGAAAUGUUUCCGCUAGUGCAGAUAUUCUGACGAAACUACAAUUUGCAUUUGCUGAACUUCAGCUUUCUGUUUCUUGAUUUCUUUUGAUUUUCUUUUUACUGCAACAGAUGCAUCCUGAAAAGGAUCUCAGUUUUAGCAGUGUGUAACAACCUCUAGUAUUCUCCUAGGUGUAGAUCUUGUACUUGUUGAUUUACUGAAUAAUAUCUGUAUCCAGUUGCUCAAAAGAUUCUAAUUCGUCAACCCUCGAGCUUUAUUCUAUUCUAGUUUGGUGCUAACAUGCAAGGAACUCUUUGCGCUGUAAUUGUUGUCUCUCCACUAAAUACAUCAUUUUAUUUUUGUAGCA